UGCUGUCAAGUUUUUAGGGGGAACGGUCGUGAAAACCAUCAAUCGCGUAAAACUUUUGUUUUAAGUACAGCAAAUGUACCAAUUAUACAGCAGCACAACAAAUAAUUUUAUACAAUUACUUUUACACUAAAAUGCUGCGAAUAUUGUGCAAGAAAUAUAAACAAAUUUAGUAUUAUAUAUAACAGAAAAGGCAUCGAUUGCCGUGUUCUGCGCCAGGAACGGAACGAAGGGAACGGAACGUGUUUGGGGCGGACUUGUUUUUUAGUGUCUAGUGUGCAAAAUAAUAAGAAAAAGAGGACGCUGCUGCAACUAACUGUGUUUUUUGUUUUUGGGGAGAAAUAGCCGCCACAGGAGUGCCAAGAGCCAAGUUAAAAGAGGUGUCUCUCUUUAUAUACAUAUAUGUGUGUGUGUUGUGUAUACGUGUGCGCUACAAGAACAAGCUGUGUGCGUUUGUAUUGGUGUGCUUGAGUGCGCCGCAGUUGUGCGUGUGUGUGUGUGUGCUGCGGUCUUGAUGUCUGCGCACACAGGUGAAUUAUUGUUGCAAUACGACGCUGCGCUGCCUUGACGCUGCUGCCACCUCUGCUGCUGCUGCUGCGACAAAGCUGAAAAGCUGAAAGCUAAAUCCGAAAAGUUAAACAACAACAACAAAAGACAAACUGUGAAAAAUGCUGCGUUUUCUAAGUCGUCGCAAGGUGCGCAACAACUAUGCGGAUAAUACAAGCAACCUGCGAGGUGGCGGUGCUGCUGGCGUCGGCGGCGCUGUCACUGCCGGCAGCAGCGGCGGCGUCGGGUCACAGAUUAAACCCCAACGCAUUGUGGUAAACAAAAACAAAAUCGACUGCCGUGUUAUACUGCUCGAUAAUACUGACCUUUCCAUCGAAUUAUCGAAAAAAGCGCUGGGAAGUUUCCUCUAUGAGCAGGUCUUCUACGCUCUGGACAUCAUCGAGAAGGAUUACUUUGGCCUGCAGUUCAUGGACGCCAAUCAUGUGAAGCAUUGGCUCGAUCCCACCAAGCCCAUCAAGAAGCAGGUCAAAAUUGGACCACCGUAUACAUUCCGACUGAAGGUUAAAUUCUACUCAUCGGAGCCAAAUACGCUGCGUGAGGAAUUGACACGAUAUUUGUUCUUUCUGCAAUUGAAACAAGAUUUGCUGGAGGGGCGUCUCGACUGUCCAGAUGAUAAAUCCGCCGAACUCUGCGCUUUGGCCUUGCAAUCUGAACUUGGUGACUACGAUGAUCAGGUUCAUUCGGCGGCUACAGUUUCCGAGUUUCGUUUUGUGCCGGAGCAGACGGAGGAUCUGGAGAUUGCCAUAUUGGAGGAGUACAAGACAUGUCGGGGCUUAACGCCAGCUCAGGCUGAGACGGCUUUCCUGAACAAGGCCAAGUGGCUGGACAUGUAUGGAGUGGACAUGCACACGGUGCUCGGCAAGGAUAGCUGCGAAUAUCAUUUGGGUUUGACGCCCACGGGAAUACUGGUGUUUGAGCGAGAUCAAAAGAUUGGCCUCUUCUUUUGGCCAAAGAUUAGUAAGCUGGAUUUCAAGAAGAAGAAGCUAACGCUCAUUGUCAUCGAGGACGAUGACGAGGGACGCGAACAGGAGCACACGUUCGUCUUUCGAUUGUACAAUGAAAAGGCCUGCAAGCAUUUGUGGAAAUGCGCCGUGGAGCAUCACACCUUCUUCCGCCUGCGAGCACCUGUCAAAGGUCCCUCCGCUCGCCAGAACUUCUUCCGCAUGGGAUCCCGCUUCCGCUACUCCGGCCGCACUGAAUUCCAGACCACGCAGCAGAGUCGCGCCCGUCGCACGGUGCAAUUCGAGCGACGUCCGUCGCAGAGAUUCGCCAGUCGUCAGUCGCAUCUGUUGCGGGAGCGUCAAAAGGAAUCGGCCGCUGCUGCCGUGGCAACUGUAAAUGCUCGUGCCGCCGCCGCCGCCGCAGCUGCUGCCUCUGCCGCUGCAGCUGCCACAUCUCAAGUGGCAACUCCACUGCCUAUAGAAAAUAAUAAUGAAACAUUCGACUCGCUCAUUUCGGCUGAUCAGUUUAUGACCGUAACACCUUCUCCCUCCGUUCUUACUGUUAUACAAAAUUCGGCCAUUAUUGAACCGGAUGCCGCCUGCAGUGGCUCCAUUAGCUCAUCCAGUCAAGCUGCGGCAGCUUGCGCCUCCUUGGGUCGCAAUUCCCUCAAGUCCAACUUCAGCAACGAUGAUCCGGCUUACAGCAAAAUUGGCUCCAUUGGCAAGGCGGCGGGACUCUCUGUUAAAUUGGAACCGGAGUACACGCCUCCUUAUUCACCGAAUGCCACCAAGAACUUUGAUGAGACGAAUCCAUUCCGUAGUGCGGCAACUUCGCAUCAUGGCAGCUUUGGCAAGGCAUCAAUUAGCUCCGGUCAGCUCAGUGUUAGGAGCGGCUUGUCGGAUAAAGAUAGAGAGCUAGAUUCAUUACUUAAGUCCAUUGUUAAAGAUCCAUCCCCAUCAGUGCUUGCAAACGAAGCCAUUAAUGAUGCUAACAGUAUCAGGGUGACCAUCAACAAGACCUUUGACAUGGAUCACAAUACGGAGACACUGAAGCGACUCUCGAAUACAACAAACAAUGAGAAGCCCAACAAUCAAGUGAAACUGGCCAAUGUGGGCGCCACAGCGUUGCCACCCGGCAACAUCAAGUGCAAUAUACUAAAGGCUCGCGUGGAGGAGGAACUGGGAGCCAGUGGCAAUGCGAAGUUGACCAAUCAAAUGUUUGUGCCUGCCGCGCACUCGAGCAGCAGCAGCAACACCAACAGCAACAACAUGCACGUCAACAACAACAACAAUAAUAAUCUGAAUCACUCACACAACGACGGACCGGAUUCCCUGAAUGCCACCUACAUAUCUGUGGGUGGCGAUAAGUUGACGCUCAGCAUACCGGAACAAAAGCCGAGCAGUGGCAGCGGCAACAGCAGCAGCUCGAGCACUUUAAAUGCCCGUGCCAGCAGCAGCUCACCCUUUAGCAAUGCGACAUUUGUCUCCGGUUACAGUGGGCCACCAACGCCGCCAUUAUCGCUGCCAGCAUCGAUAAAUCAUACCAACAACAACAGCACAAGUGUCACCACCAUAAGCACGCCCAGCAUUAAUGUAAAUGCGACAACUGCAACUGCAACUGCAACAUCGACAGGAAUCGAUGCAACACCCUUGCUGAGCAAUGCCUCGGCAGCUGAAAUACUCAUUAAUGAAAUAUUCAUUAACAAUAUUAUCAACAAUAAUACAACGACGACGAGUGCUAGUGGUGCAAGUGGUUCUAGUGGUGCACAGACCAAAUCCACAACAUCCACAUCCACUUCCACUUCCACAACAACACCCAGCGCUGGCACCUUGCUCUUCUCCACGCUCAGCGAACAGGAGCGUUUGGAGGCCCAGAAGUCGCAACAGCAACAACAAACGAAUCAAACUGAAGUUGAUUCAGCGCAAUGUGAAAAGAAGAACAGUCUGCAGCUGGAAAAUAGACGUAUUGCGGCAGCCAACAGCAGCAAGGAUAUGGUCUCCCCUUGGUUGGUGUCAUCCGAAAGUGUUUCAGCACCCAAAGGACGCGAGCCGACCAUAAUACGCAAAUCCGUUAUUACAACACAGUUGUAAUUAUUAUUUAAAAUUUGUUUAACUAUACAUAUUAUUAUUAUGAUUAUGAUUAUCAUUAUUAUUAGUGUAAGCGUAAAUGUUCGUAUUUAUAUUGUGUAAGCUGAUAUUAACUAUGACAAAACUUAGAGAACUUCCUUUUUAAGCAUUCCAAUCGAUAGAAAGACAAUUGAGAGAGCAGGUCCAAUCAAAAAUGAACACUUUGUUAACUGUCCAUUAAAUGUGCCUUAAAUUAUACUUAAUAUAAUAAUUGUGCUUAAACAAAAACGGAAACUGAAACUGAUGUAGAAACAAUGUACUUAAACAAAAAAAUACAUUACCUACUCGUAAUGUAUUUAAUAAUAAUAAUAUUAAGUGUAUAGACUGGAUUUCUUUAGAAACAAAAAAAAAAAAAAAAAAAGAAAGAAAAUGAUAAAGCAAAAGUGAUGUCUGUCUUUCUGCUUGAUAUAUACAACGAUCUAUAUUUUAGCUUAGAAAAUGUGACGAUAAUGACGAUGUUCUUUAUUUCAAAUUGCAGUAUUCAAAUUUUAACCGACCGAUCGAUUAAUGAACAACGAAUAAUAAAUAUCACAUCAAGUUUUUUCCAAUA
Drosophila innubila is the source of this 4182-nucleotide messenger RNA. Its product is annotated as band 4.1-like protein 4B. Bases 666 to 3596 code for a protein of 976 amino acids. The record is from RefSeq and is a predicted model, not a curated record. The transcript has 10 exons. NCBI's taxonomy places the organism in Eukaryota, Metazoa, Arthropoda, Insecta, Diptera, Drosophilidae. Gene Ontology annotation, cellular component: cytoskeleton.